This is a messenger RNA of Cajanus cajan (pigeon pea), 1076 nucleotides long. RefSeq lists its product as uncharacterized. Lineage: Eukaryota; Viridiplantae; Streptophyta; Magnoliopsida; Fabales; Fabaceae. The record is from RefSeq and is a predicted model, not a curated record.
GCGGUUUUUCCUUUCAUCCAUCCGUACACCCCCUGAAGCCACACUCUCGCAUUCAUUUCGCAUUCCAAACCAAACCAAACCCUUUUCUCUCUCUUUUUCUCUCUCUCUCUCUCUCUCAUCAAAUCAUGACGAUGAUGUUGGGUUUCCUGUGGAAGGCGAAGGCGGUGGGGCGGAUGCCGUCGCUGGCGGGGGCGGUGCGGCGGCGGUCGAGCAAGGCGCAGCCGCAGGUGGCGGAGGUGGACAUGGCGGAGUACGACGUGGCGCUGAAGCACUUCGACGACCUGAUCCAGCGCAUCCUGGUCAAGAAGGCCACACCGGACUGGCUACCGUUCGUGCCGGGAUCCUCCUUCUGGGUCCCGCCGCGGCCAUCGCCCGCCAACGUCGUCGACCUCGUCCACAAGCUAACGAACGAAGACCAUCGACCACACGAUUCCCCUCUCCUCUCCACGCUCCGCGGAUGGCCCUCCUCUAAUUUCUUCAUCAAUGAGAAUGAAUCUACUGAUGGUGAGAAUACUGAUAUGGAGAUAAAGAGUCCAGACGGGAUGGAGGGGACUGUGAAAGUGAAGGUUCUGACAUUUUCAGAAAAUGUAGCUCAAUCAGAGGAUGAGGAGGGAUGAUCCAUAAUUUAGUUAAGCCAGUUGCUGCGGAUUUUCAUGGUGCAACAUAGGCUCAUAGAGAAGUCCAAAGAAACGCAAAGGGAAAAAAAACUAAGCUAUCUGGGGAUUGAAAAGGACAAUACAUGCAAAUGGAAAUUCCUUUAGGUGCAGAACUGGUGGUUGUUUUGGGAUUAAACCCAUCUCACUCUACUUGACACAACAUUGAUCUGUUUAUCCGUGUAUGUUGAAUAUUUGCAAUGUUAGGUUGAAUCCUUGUAGGCUCAAUGUAUAUAUUUAUCCAGCUAAUAAAACAAAGACAUUUUAGAAUAUUCCUCUAAACAGCUAGCAUUUGCUCAAUUUACUGCACAUAUAUUAUAUUGAUCUGUAUAUAACUGUAAUAGACAUUUCUUUGGGGUACAAAACUGUAAUGGGCUUCAUGGGGGAACACAUUUUGAAGUCACAUAUUAGCUUUGGAGUUAA